Messenger RNA from Penicillium psychrosexuale, 1401 nucleotides. RefSeq names its product CAZyme family AA7. The transcript is spliced from 2 exons. Lineage: Eukaryota; Fungi; Ascomycota; Eurotiomycetes; Eurotiales; Aspergillaceae. The coding region runs from base 1 to 1401 and encodes 466 amino acids. Gene Ontology annotation, molecular function: heme binding; catalase activity. Gene Ontology annotation, biological process: response to hydrogen peroxide; hydrogen peroxide catabolic process. Gene Ontology annotation, cellular component: mitochondrion; cytoplasm; peroxisome. The record is from RefSeq and is a predicted model, not a curated record.
AUGGCUCCCAACUACGCGAAGAAAUGCCCAGUCAUGGGCAAAGCACCCUCGUCCGGCCAUUCUAGCACCGGCCCUCAAGAUGUCCAUACCUUGGAAGUAUUGUCCAAUUUCAACCGCGAAAAGAUCCCUGAGCGGGUGGUUCAUGCUCUUGGAGCUGGGGCGUACGGGGAGUUCGAGGUGACCCACGACAUCUCCGACAUUUGUAAUAUCGACAUGCUCCUCGGUGUCGGCAAAAAGACGUCCUUGGUAACACGCUUUUCAACCACUGGUUUGGAGCGUGGCUCCUCCGAGGGGGUUCAGGACCUGAAGGGCAUGGCGACCAAGUUGUUUACCAGCGAUGGGGAGUGGGACUGGGUCUUCCUCAAUUUUCCCUUCUUUUUCAUCCGCGAUCCUAUCAAGUUCCCCGACAUGAUACACUCGCAACGAAGAGACCCCCAGACCAACCGCCUCAACCCGAACAAUUUCUGGGAAUUCGUGACCGAGAACCAUGAAUCAAUUCAUAUGGUGUUGCUGCAAUACAGUGAUUUUGGACGUAUGUUCACUUGGCGCACCCUGAGCAGCUACUCAGGACACGCCUUCAAAUGGGUUAUGCCCGAUGGCUCAUUCAAAUACGUUCAUUUCUUCCUGUCUUCGGAUCGCGGACCCAACUUCAAGGAUGGUGCUGGCACCAUCAUGGAUUCCAGCGAGCCCGACUUUGCGUCCAGGGAUCUCUUUGAGGCCAUCGAGCGAGGUGAUUAUCCAUCUUGGACGGCGAAUGUUCAGGUUAUUGAUCCCAAGGACGCGCCUCAUCUUGGCUUCAAUAUUCUUGACGUCACCAAACACUGGAACUUGGGAACAUACCCCCAGGGUGUCGAGAAAAUCCCUUCUCGGCCUUUUGGCAAGCUCACCUUGAAUCGCAACGUGAAAGACUACUUCAGUGAGGUUGAGCAGCUAGCGUUCUCACCUUCUAAUCUUGUUUCUGGUAUAGAGGCCUCCGAGGAUCCGAUCCUACAGGCCCGCCUCUUCGCAUACCCUGACGCACAGCGAUACCGCCUGGGGAGGACAUUGUCGAAGCAGGCAUCUCCCCGGACCUCAUCAACCGCUGAGCAUCAAGCCAGCCUCGGGCAAGACUUCGCUGGGUGGGUUGCGCAGGUCUCGUCGGAUGCAUGGUCUCAACCUCAUGAGGAUGACUACAAAUUCGCUCGGGAGUAUUAUGAAAUACUUCCCGAGUUCCGGAGUCAGGACUUCCAGGACCGAAUGGUGGAGAGAAUUAUCGAAUCAGUCUCGCAGACUCGCCAGGAUAUCCGAAACAAGGUGUAUCGCACUUUCGCUCUGGUUUCAUCCGAAUUGGCCACGCGGGUGCAAGAGGGCGUUGAGGGGGCUGGAAUAGGUCAGGAGAAAAAUGUCCAAGCGAGACUUUGA